AUGCUGCAAACCUUAGCUCACCGACAGCUGAACAGUGCAGAAAAUGGCUCUCCUUUCCCACCGUUUCUGGAAAGUCCAUUUCCCACCCUAUGCUACACUCCCUUCCCCGGUGUCAAGCCCCACAAAUCGACUUGCAGGGCCUUGAUGGAUGAGGUAGAGUAUGAUGUUAUGAAAGCACGUCAGAAGAAAGGUGUAAGGGUGAAGUCGUACCGCAUAAGGCCUGAUGGGACGCAGGAGAGGACCAAGAUUCCCUUAGCCCAGUCAGAGGCAUUCUUAACAGAAGUUUUGGAGACCGUAUGUGAGAGAAUGAAUGACUACAAACUUGAAGACAAUUCAGAAAACGGUGAAAGGAAGUUCAAGAGAUUUGCUCCAAGGAAAGGGGACAAAAUAUACAAAGAAUUUAAACGAUUCUAUUUUUAUUCGGAUGCUUACAGACCUUUGAAAUUUGCGUGUGAAACUAUAAUAGAAAAAUAUGAAGAUGAAAUAUUCUCACUUGUCGCCCAGGAGGCAAACCAUCUAGCUGACAAGUUGUGCAGUGAAAAAUCAGAUAUUUGUGAUGCUUCUCCUACUAGUCACACUGAGCUUUAAGAUGACCGAGCUACUAGUUAUAAAGAGAGUAAGGUGAU
Vombatus ursinus (common wombat) is the source of this 626-nucleotide messenger RNA. It is a transcript of the gene CNPY1, whose product is annotated as canopy FGF signaling regulator 1. The transcript has 5 exons. Lineage: Eukaryota; Metazoa; Chordata; Mammalia; Diprotodontia; Vombatidae. Bases 1 to 588 code for a protein of 195 amino acids. Gene Ontology annotation, cellular component: endoplasmic reticulum. The record is from RefSeq and is a predicted model, not a curated record.